AUGGCGAAAGGAUCAAGUUAUGCGGUACCAGCGACGCCGUCGAGAGGCGGGGACCGAGCCGACUACGACUCGACUCCUGGUACGGAAGACCUGGUGACGACUGGGCGAUCCGUUAGCUUCGAGGACACGGAGUUUGAUCAUGACACCAAGGAUGAAGACGAUUACGUCGACGAUGAGUUGGAGGACAAGGCACCCGUCCAGGAGCCCGAACUCCACGAAUAUGCAGAUGUAUUUGUGAAGAAGUGUGGUGACGUGAAGUCGCUGCCACGCAACCUCGCAGACGAAUUCGAAGAAGCAGGCAAACCAGAGCCUGCUGAUGAUGAUAUUGACGAACUUCAUGACGACUUGAAGAAGUCAUCGACGAUGACCCGCGGCGCGAGUCAACUCACGACGAAGAAGGAUGGACCCCCCCGCCACACAAGUGCGAACAGUACGUUGAACGUCUUAGAGCCGACAGUGGCCGUCGAGACGUUGAACGUCUUGACGCGGGCCUGUGCUGGGUACCAGUACAAGAAGAUGGAGUUGGAGAACCCUCCGACUGAUACGUCGGAGUUGAUCUCGCUUUCAGUCAUUAGCUGGAAGCGUUUCGCAAAGGACCUGUACGAUGGACGCAUCGAACAGCUAUGCAUUCUUUCGGACGCCGAAAGAAUUGGUAAGACGAAGCAGGAACGCUUCGACGAGCAGAGUUGCAAGAUUUUGCGAGAGUACAAGGAUAUGCUCUCGGACGAGACUCCCGCGGAUGAAGUAUCCCGUCGUGACAGAGGCUACUGUCGCGGGAUCAAGCAAGACGAUGAUGAAAAUGACGCCACAACAGAGCUGGCGUGGCAGAUCCGUGAGCUCACGGCAAUGGAAGAGAUGGAUCCGACUCCAAGGUUCGAGAUCGCUCAACAUCGACCGCUGGGCAAGAUCACUCCUUUCCGCGGUAGACUGGACGAGAGGGAGAACUCCAUGCAGUGA
This is a messenger RNA of Phytophthora megakarya, 957 nucleotides long. The record is from the annotation of a GenBank genome assembly. Lineage: Eukaryota; Oomycota; Peronosporomycetes; Peronosporales; Peronosporaceae.